CUUGCGCGCUAGUUGGCGUGAGAGCUCACAUACACCCUGUGCGAUCACGAGCGAAGUCGAUAGCCGUAGCAUGAAGGCGAUGAUGACAUAGAGUGAUGUUACUCCAUUUUCGCCUGAGUUUCGUGCGCUAUAUCUUGAACGCUCGCCCUCCACUCCCACCUUCCCAUUCAUCAACUUUGACACAAACAACCUCAUCCACACAUCACCUGACAGCAUCAUGCCUUUAGUUUCCAACGUCAUUAGGAAGGUAAUCACCGGUAAGAAGUCUGCCGGCACUUAUGUCGACGGGUGUGCGCAGUCGGCGUGUACCGUGCCUUUGGACUAUGGCUGCGACGACGACUCCUCUGCUCAACGGUGUGAAAGCCCAGCGAAAUUAGACACGACGCCCCACGUCGUCGAAACUGCUAAGCAUAACAAGACGUCGCAGAGGAAGCGACGUGCUAGUUUUGUCAGGCGACGUUCGUCUUUGGAAAGGCACGCCGCGGAGCUCGAGUCGCAUUUGGCGCCGCAAUGUGAUCCGUCGGGCAUGCUUACAGAGAAAUUGAACGAGUUUACUGCGGACCUGGAUCGUGGACCUGUUGUGAACCCAACUGUCUCUAUCCUUUCUGGCAGAUCGGACGAAGAUGAAGAGUCACCCGCCAACCACAACGACGGUGACUGUGACGACUCGAUCCAGCGGGCAUCGGUGACAGAGUCCGAAACAUCCUUGACCCCUGAAGAAGCCUAUAUCGCCUCAGAUCUGGUUCCCGUCAUCGCGAAGACCUCGGGCGGUGUCCCAUCUCCUGGUCGCCGCGAAGCCAUAGCGGAAGCUCGUGAUCAGCUCACCCCGAUGUCGGAUACUCUCCAGGUCUCCCGAUACGUGUCCUCUUACCCUAUUCAUCUCCCCUCUCCGGUUCAGCGGUGCAAGAUGGAUCCAGUUGAGCUGAAUGAAAUCUUGGCUCGUCGGUACAGGCAGGUGCAGAUCAAGCAUCAUGUCAAGCAGAAUUUGCGGAACAAGAUGUAUUCGACAAAGUUGCAGGAUCACCUUGAUAAAGGGAUGCCUGUGACGAUUGAUGAGCGGUCUUCGAACUCUCGGAUUAAUUACAUGGGCAAAACGCUCAAUUUACAUGUGGAGAUGGUGAGGCCACCCCCGGCGAGGGUUAGGGAGGCGAGGAAGAUGGAUUUGUGGUUGGAGAACUCGACGGCGAGGAGGAGCCAUUUGCAAGCAUGUGGGUCAUUGCGCUGAUAAAGCAAAGGAGUAGAAUGUACCAUCUUCAAGACGGGCUCUGUUGUAUGGGAGUUGAAUGAUGAUUUGCCUUGUAUGUGUUGCUUAGCCUAGCCUUAAUCAAGCGUUAAGAUCGGUGUCUGCUUUUGGUUCCGCCUCAUAAUUCCAUGGAUCCGCCAGAGGUACCCUCCGUAAUGGCCAUACCUCCUCCGAGUUCCUCGCUGCUCGCAACUUUGCCAAUCUCUCCCUCCGUCUUUCGUCAUUCAUCUGGAUCUGCUCUUCCUUACUGUACAUCCUCGUUUUCGAACACCACAUGAACUCAUCCCACUUUGCGUUACAGUCCUUCUGCUCGCCGUAACGGUAGUAG
Molecule: messenger RNA, 1571 nt
Organism: Saitoella complicata NRRL Y-17804
Lineage: Eukaryota; Fungi; Ascomycota; Saitoellomycetes; Saitoellales; Saitoellaceae
Exons: 1
Coding region: 218-1225 (335 amino acids)
Source: RefSeq, a predicted model, not a curated record